Molecule: messenger RNA, 1230 nt
Organism: Penicillium expansum
Lineage: Eukaryota; Fungi; Ascomycota; Eurotiomycetes; Eurotiales; Aspergillaceae
Product: type III PLP-dependent enzyme
Exons: 4
Coding region: 1-1230 (409 amino acids)
Cellular component (GO): cytoplasm
Molecular function (GO): ornithine decarboxylase activity
Source: RefSeq, a predicted model, not a curated record
AUGAUUGAACCCCAAACGAUCAAAGGAGCGAUCGAGCGACAAAUUCAGCAAAAUAAUGCCCAAAAGACCAGUCAUCUAUCCGAGGCUUCCUUCUUCGUCGCUGACCUGAGUGAAGUCAUUACCAAAUAUAACCUCUGGCAAAAGACUCUCCCAGGGGUGACACCAUUUUUCGAGGCUAACAUCCAGCCCCAAACAGCUGUCAAGAGCAACAAUGAUCGACAGUUACUCCAGACGCUUUCCCAGUGCGGCGCCGGCUUCGACUGCGCCUCAGCCGAGGAAAUUGAAUUGGUUCUCUCUCUCGGGGUGCCGGCGAAGCGCAUCAUCUACACGCACCCCUGCAAGCCCAUCAGUUCCAUCGAGUUCUGUCGCCGGGCCAGCAUUGAGCUCAUAACCUUUGACAAUGUCGAGGAGCUCCAGAAGAUGAAAGACCACUAUCCGGAGGCCCGGCUGAUGCUGCGAGUCUUCGCCGACGACCACACGGGCGUCGAUCCCCUGGGCAGCAAGUUCGGCGUCGCCACCCAAGAUGCUCCCAGCCUUCUCACGACUAUCAAAGCACUGCAAUUGAACUUUGAGGGAGUGAGCUUCCAUGUUGCCCCGACCAACGCCGACCCAGCCGGCUACGUGCGCGCAAUUCAAGACGCAGCCAAAGUAUUCAAAGAUGCACGGGGCCUGGGGCUGCAGCCUAACACCCUCGAUAUCGGCGGCGGGUACACGGACGAAACAUUCCCGCACAUCGCCGCCGAAGCAAAGCGGACGCUGGACGAGUGUUUCGGCAACGGGUCGAUCAUCCCACGACCGCAACUUAUCGCCGAGCCCGGGACACUGCUCUCGUGCAGUUCCUUCCAUCUAGCGGUGCAGGUCAUCGCGCGCCGCACGAAUGCGACGGGUUUUGGCGGCGAGGCGCCUACCCGCCUCUACAUCAAUGACGGCAUUUACAGUAACUUCAUGAUGCGCUUCAUCGUCACCUCGAGCUUUGUACCCGUGGCAGUUAUCCGCGAUGGCAAGUGGCACGAUGAGAACGCUCAGGGUACUUUGGAGUGCUCGGUCUGGGGCCGCUCCUGUGACCAGAACGACUGCAUCAAUAGCCGGUGUAUGUUCAGUCAGGAGGUCAGGACGGGCGAUUGGUUGGUUUUCAAGGAUAUGGGAGCGUACACUACCGUCUGUUCAACCACCUUUAACGGAUUCACUAGUCCCAACCACGUCAUUUACCUGGACGCUCCGUUGAAUUAG